CUAAGCAAAAAAAUCGUGAAAAAUUUAACCAAGUAAAAAUUUGUUACUACACAAUUGGUAAUACAAUGCAUCCGUGUUAUUAUCAAAAGCAAAGUUUUUUUUCUGUAUUAAAAAUAAAAAUAAUCAAUUAAGGAAGGGAAUUGUGAAUAACUUUCCUUUUGCUUGGUAACAGAACUCAAUCCAAUUAAAAACGGAAACUAAAAAAACCCAACUACAGUUUCCGUGGUUAUACUUUUUACUUACUAUUUCAUUUAUUUUGUUUUUCUUUGACUUGCUGAAAAAAAUUGGUUGCUAUAUUAGCUUUAGCUGUAAAAAGUUAGCUACUAAAACUGAAAUUGAAAAAUGAGUUCCAGUCAGAAUUAUCACUCGGAUAUUGCCGAAGUUGUGGAACUUUCGCAGCUUCAGACGCUUUUGGACAACUCCUCAUUGGACAACGACUCUGUGGUGACUAAUAUUACGACAGUGUUUCCUGAAGAUGGUGUAGAUUCAGUGGAUAUGGGGGAAAAUUAUUUGUGGUACCUAAAAAGGAGGGAGUCAAUACUGCUUACCAACUAUUCUCUGCGGGUGAUUCUUGGAGUUCUGGCUCUUGCUCUCAAUCUAUACAUUCUCGCAAUGCUGUCGUGCUCCCGAAGUGUUGGUAAGCUGAAACUCUUUCCUCUUGGCUUGCAAUCGGCCAUGAUCAUCAUCGACACUGGAAUCGGAAACAUCUACAUGACUACACUUCAAAUGAUUUUCCUGAAAUCAAAUAACGGCAACGAAACCGUUCAUGAAACCGAAUACUAUUUCAACCAAAACCUAGCUGAGUCGAUGCGUGGGAGCGUCAUAAAAAAUUACAAUGGCGUGUUUUGCAGCGCUCACAUUUUCGACAAAUUGAUUAGCAUUUAUGGUUUCGCUUUUUGCGUUUUUGCAUUGGCUUUUGAAAGGUUUGCAACAGCGUUUAACCCAUUCAAAAUCAACAAAAGUGCUGCAAUACAAAUUCAUUUGUUGGGAUAUUUUGCUCUGACGUCUUGUAUUUUUCUUCUCUUCAUCGCGGGGUCAAUUUACGCCGGCGUCAAUCAAGGAGCUGAUUGUUUCCGGUCAUUCUUUGAAAACGCAAAAACGCAGGUUUGGUUGAACCUCGCAAUUUUUUACCUCAUCCCUGGAAUCUUAUCAAUCAUAUUUUAUACUACAAUUUAUCAGCUCUUACAAACAGUUUCGCCCGUUGUUAAACCUCUGUUUAUAAGUUGUCUUGCAUGGUUCAUUUUCUGUGCGCCCAAGUUUUGGUACCAAUUCAGCGAUGUUAAUUUUCUGGAUCCGCCGUACCCAAACCGGUCGAAGCUUUUCUAUAUCUGGCACAAUACAGAACUUCACGAAACUUUCGAGGAUGUGUUUGGAGUUCUGAAUCCAGUUAUUUAUCUUGCUUUCUACCCUGGGUUUUGGAACGGGGUCGGAAAUUGUCUGAUGGAGUUGGAGAAGGUUUUCAGGAACAAAAAACUGGAGAUGCAAAAUGGAAGCACGGAUCACUACGUGGAUGAAAUAAACAGAGUUUCGGGAGACGUGAAACUUCAGAUGCGAACAAUGCGAACUUCUGUCUAUCAAUGAUGUUCAUCACACAAAAAAAGAUUUACUACGAAAACUCUCAGAACCGUGCUUGUUUUAUUAGUCAGUUUCUAGAAAAAAAAUACAUAUUUUGAUUCUAUUGAAACGGUUAGAAGUAAGAUGAUGCAAGCUCUUCCUAAAAAUAAUGAUUUUCAAAUUAAAUGAUAAAUCAGCUCUUCACUCCCCACACCUCCCAUGAGAAUCACUAUUCUGGGAUAACGAGUAGGUUUACGAGACUAAGUAAAAGUCCAAAUAAGUCUGUCAUGCCAAUUUUCGCACCAGUCGGAUCACACCAAUGAGAACAAUAAUUGUGCUUGCAAGAUGAGAAUUGUGGGGGAGGGGAUGAAAAAGAGCUAAUAAAUCAAUCAACCCUUUAGAUUAAAAGUUAGCUAAUAAUUAACCCAUACAAUAUAUGAUGCACCUAUGUUCAAUUCUAUUUUCGAAGUUAUUUUUAAUUUAUUAUUAAUGGAAA
Symsagittifera roscoffensis is the source of this 2050-nucleotide messenger RNA. RefSeq lists its product as uncharacterized. The transcript is spliced from 2 exons. NCBI's taxonomy places the organism in Eukaryota, Metazoa, Xenacoelomorpha, Acoela, Convolutidae. Bases 343 to 1581 code for a protein of 412 amino acids. The record is from RefSeq and is a predicted model, not a curated record.